Messenger RNA from Ahaetulla prasina, 3044 nucleotides. It is a transcript of the gene SAMD11, whose product is annotated as sterile alpha motif domain containing 11. The coding region runs from base 200 to 2908 and encodes 902 amino acids. Gene Ontology annotation, molecular function: protein binding; DNA-binding transcription activator activity, RNA polymerase II-specific; RNA polymerase II cis-regulatory region sequence-specific DNA binding. The transcript has 13 exons. The record is from RefSeq and is a predicted model, not a curated record. Lineage: Eukaryota; Metazoa; Chordata; Lepidosauria; Squamata; Colubridae. Gene Ontology annotation, biological process: positive regulation of transcription by RNA polymerase II.
UCCUCCCCCGCCGCCGUCGCCGCCGCCUCGCCAGCCUCCUCCUCCGGCGGCGGCGCCUGCAAGGUGUAGCUGCUGUUGCCGCCGCCGCCUCCACCUCCUCCUCCUCCUCUUCUCCGCUUGCUGCUGCUGCUGGCGGCGGCGGCUUCUCUUCUGCUCGAAGAGAACCCGGAGAGGCCCCGCCGCCGCCGCCACCACCACCAUGCCGGCCAUCAAAAGGGAGCGCCCGGAUCGCGAGGAGCUGGCGCUGGCCGCCUUCCACCACCCGCAACCCAUGGACUACCUGCUUCCCUUAGCCGCCGCCGCCGCCGCUUCUUCCCUGCCGGUGGUGACUCCGCACCCGCCGCCGGCUUACGAGCAGCUCUUCGCCGCCGCCGUCGCCCAGCAGCAGCAACAGCAGCAACAGCAACGCGCCUACUUGGAGUUCCACGCCGCGGCCGCCCCCCCGCCGCCCCCUCUGCCCGAGGAGCUGGUGCUGGAGCGCUUCUCCUCCGCCUCCGUCGCCGCCGCGCCGGACUUCCAGCCCUUCUUCGACCGCGGCGAGCCCUGCCUGGAGGUGGAGUGCGGCGACAACCGAGCCCUGCUCUACAUCCGCAAACUCUGCCAGGGCAGCAAAGGACCCUCCAUCCGUUACCGGGGCGAGUGGCUCACCCCCAACGAGUUCCAGUUCGUCAGCGGCCGGGAGACGGCCAAGGACUGGAAGCGGAGCAUCCGACACAAAGGGAAAAGUUUGAAGACGCUUAUGUCCAAAGGAAUUUUACAGGUACAUCCACCAAUCUGUGAUUGCCCUGGGUGUCGAAUUUCGUCUCCAGUGAAUCGGGGGCGCUUGGCGGAGAAGAGAACGAUACCCUUGCCUCCCUCCCGGACGCCGAAAAAGGAGCCCCCUGCUCUCUUCUCACACAGCGACAACCACAAGGAGGUGGAAAAAAUCAACGGACAUCACCCUUAUGUCAAGCAGGAAGAGGAGUUGCAUAUUAGUAUCAUGAAAAGAAGCCAAAACGGUGAUCUCACCUCUUUCCUCUCCAACCUUCACCAGAGCCGGCAGCUCGGCAUGCCCGAGACGCAGAACCGCUGCGAGUUCAAAAGAAGCAGCCUCGAGGUUGGCUUGGGAGCAGCAGAUGAAGUUUUAGGCAAACGGAAAAUCUGCCUGCCCGGUAGCAACGGAGACUGUCUUUUGGAGAGCAAAAAAUCUCGAAGCGAAUCCCCGAAAGAAAACUCCCACACGCCCCUGUUGGAGGGCCCGGUGACGCAGAUGACUCCGGAGGAAGAUUACCGGCGGCUGAUGUCCGCACUCAAUGAACACAGCACUUUCGAGGAGCAGCAACAACAACAGCAGCGCCUCUACCAAUUGGCCGGCGGGAUCUCCGUCCCGAGUCACAGUGAUAUCCUCCGAGCGCGUCAAGAGGUCGCCUCGCGAAACCCCAGCAGCCUAGACCCUCACCUUCCCUCGGCCAGCAACUCGGCCAGCCAGCGCAGAAAACAGGGGCUUCCACAGCACCGGGAUUCACACUUCAGUGAGAGGGAGAUGUCCCACCCCCCACCUCUCCUGUCCCCCCAGAAUGCUCCCCACAUCGCUUUAGGGCCUCACUUGAGACCGCCUUUUCUGGGGGUGCCCUCGGCUUUGUGCCAGACGCCAGGUUACAGUUUCCUCCAGCCAGCCCAAGCCGAGAUCUUUGCCCGCCAGCAAGAGAUGCUCAGGAAACAGAACCUUGCCAGGUUGGAGAUGUCAGCGGAAAUUAUCCGGCAGAAAGAACUGGAGAACCUUCAUCGCCAGAGGCUCCUGGCGACCGACCCCAUGACUUUGCACCCGGGUCUGCCCCCAGACCACCCCGCUCUGCGGAGUCUCCACGACAUCCCGGAAGGGCACCCGCUUCGGGACGAGCUCUCCCGGAGGAACGCCAUGCUAGUCCUCCGGCAUAACAACGCCCCGCUGCUAUCGCUCAACCCCCAAGGGGUCCCCGCCGUCUCCACCACCCCUCCCAAGGAGCAGGGCACGCGGAGGGGCAACCGGAAGGCCGCGCACUCUCGCUCCGAGGCGCUGGGCCAGAGCGAAUCCAAAGACUUGUUGGAUAGCCGCCCGCCGGACAGCAACAACGAGGAAAUGAAGGACUCGGAUAGCGACGGCGAAGCGAACGACGAAAAACCGGAUGCUCUGAAGCCCGAGAACAGCGGUGGGGCUGCUGGCGAGGUCAAAGAGUGCAAAGAGGUGGCAAAGAUUGGCGAGAGCGCCAAAGAACUGGGCGAGGUGCCGGCUGGGCAGAACCCACCCUGUAGCUCCACCAAUGCCGAGUUGCCUAGCUAUCUCCUGGGUCCCACCAUCGGCAAAUCGGAGGCCAAGCUACUCCCCACCGCUUCCCUCCCGCCACCCCAGCCGCUGCCGUUUGGUUUCCCGUAUACGAUGAGUCCGUAUUUCCAUGCAGGCACAAUGGGAGGUCUCUUUUUGGAUGGGGAAGAGAGCCCAGCCACCGCCGCGUUGCAAGACGUCAGCAAAUGGACCGUGGAUGAUGUCUGCAGUUUUGUGAGCUGCCUCUCCGGUUGUGCUGAGUACAGUCAGGUCUUCCGGGAACAAGCCAUCGAUGGCGAGACGCUACCACUCUUGACGGAAGAGCAUUUACUCAACCACAUGGGUUUAAAACUCGGCCCUGCGUUGAAAAUAAGAUCACAGGUAGCCAAGAGAGUUGGCCGGGUGUUGUAUAUGGCCAGCUUCCCGGUGGCUUUCCCGCUGCAGCCGCCCGGCCUGCGACCCGCCGAUUGCAACCUUCCUCCCGCCGAGCUUCGCCCACCUUCCACCGGCAGCGUGGCCUCGUCCCCGUACGGAGGGACGCUUCUCCCCAGCCGGGUCUCCCCCAAGCAGGAAAACGGGACCUCUCUCUUGGCGGCUCUGGCCGACGCCCCCAAACUCCCUUCCUAACCUCUGGAUUUUCCGCCGUUGGACAUCCCACUGAAGAAGGAAGUUUCCCACUCCCCCCCCAAGAGGCCGCGUGGAAAUCUGCUAAAAUAUUCAAAUUGGGGGGGGGGAGGAAAUAAACACUCGGCGGAAUGGAGGG